CACAAUGUGUAUAAGCAAACAUAAUUAUAAAGAAAUCCUAUUAUUGUUAAUUGUAUUCAUAGUAUUAUAAAUAGUUUAUUUAUACAAAUAUGGUACGCGAUAAUAUUGGCUAUGCCAACUCAAAUAAAGAUUUACAAAAAGUGUGGGAGUGUAUUGCUCAAUCGAUUGAAAAUAAUAUGAUCAAAGACAAAGGAACAUUAUUAAAAGGAAUUGGUUAUUUUACUGUGGCUAAAUGGAUGAUAAACGAAAAUAAAGUGCACCCAAAUACAAUUAGGAAGCCGGUUUUUGUAAUAGAAGAAAAAUUAGCGAAAGAUUUCAAUCUAAAAAGAUCAAGGCCAUAUAAUUCAGGAAUUAUACAAGAACGCUGUUUAAAUUUUUUAUUGAUUGCCCGUAAUUGUGAAUUAAACGUGAAUAUGGUCAUUGAUUACUAUAAAGAAGUAGUUUCAUCGUUUAAAAAAUUACUAAGCGAAGAAAAAAAUUGUGAGCUUCCUUUCCCAAAAAUUGGUAAAAUAAAAAUAAAAAAUAAAAUGGUAACAAUGAACUUUUAUCAAGAAUUCUUGGAACGACAGAAUAAGAAUUUUAAAAAGCAAAUUGUAGCUAAUCGGAAAAAAAAUCAAGCCAUUUCCUAUGAUCCCGAUUGGAAUGCACAUCAAUUUGAAAAUCGAAAACGACCAUGCUCAGCAAUGUCAACUAUAAUAACCCGUCCAGCGUCUUCAUUAUCGCAAUAUAGACCAGGAUCCGGUUAUGUAGGUGUGUUACCCAAUCUGAGACCCAACUCUAGUCUGUCUGUUCGUUCCAACACUUCAGACGAACAAAUCAUACCGGGUAGACCCCAUUCCAGAUUGUCUCUACAGUCCCAUAAAGAACUGAUAAGCAGACCCUUGUCCAGGACGUCUGUCCAGUCCUGCGACGAGAUUUACCAGACUAGACCGAUGUCGAGAAUUUCAAAGCAAGAUAGGCCGUCGUCCAGAAGAUCAGUGCGAUCAGUAAAAUCUAAUUGUAGCAUGCUUUCGAAACACGAGACGUUUUCCCCUUCCACGUGUCCAACUAAAUUAGUAGCAGAAUGUAAAGAUUAUGGACUACCAGAAUCGCCGACAUGUGGUUUAAUCGAUCCUGCAGCUGUUCCACCAGGCUCUAAUUUAUCAGCGUCGAAACUUGAAGAAAAAAAUCAAUGUGUUGAUGAAAAAACUUUAUUUAUUUAUGGACACGAUAGAGAUGAAACCCUUUGCCAUGCAUGUAAUAUUAGAGAAUAUCGUUUAAGACAAAUUGAUAAUAUAUAUAAACCUAAAUUAUCAAGAGAUAAUUUUAUGAAAGGAGAUAAUCUAAUCAAUGAACUUUUAAACACGGAAACUCUAAAUAAGCGUAAAGACCAACUAAAGCAAAUAUCCGACUAUAACUAUAAUACUGCAAAACAAUUAUCAAAUUCGAUUGAAAACGAGAAAAAUAUAAAUCGAAAAGAAAAAAAUGUUGACAGUUAUAUUUUGAAAAAAAGACCAGCAAGUAUUAAUAUUGAAAAAAAAAAUAACUUUAAACAAUCAUUAUUAGAUCAAAUACAAUGUAAUAAAAUUAAAAAAGAAACAGACAAGAUCGAAUCUUUAAAAAAUGAAAAACUGAUGCAAACAGAAUUGUUAAAUAGUCUAUAUGAUGAGAGAAUAAGAAAUAUAGAAGCAAAAAAUAGGUCAAAAAAAAAUUAUUUAACUAUCAUUGAUGAACACCUGAAAAAAAAAAAUCAAUUUACAGAAGAACUUAAAAAAAAAGAUAUAACAAUACCACUGAAUAAAACAUUUGUUUUCGGCCCUGAUCAAGUUAAAUUACAAAAAUUAAACAAUUGUAAACAUCGUCAGAUAGCCAAUUACCAAUUGGAACAAAAAAAUGCACGAAAUAUUGAACUUCGAGAACAAAAAGAGAAAAACAUUGAUUUUGAAAGAAAUUUGUUGAAUAAACUUAAAGAAAAAGAUGAAACAUUCCAAAGAAAUUUGUUACAAAAAAAAUUAAACCAAAAGAAAUUGUUGAAGGAAGAUCUAAAUAAACUUUUGGACUUAUCAGAUACCGAACGUAAUAAAAACAAAGUACCUGGUUCAUAUCCUAUGAGCUUUCCACUGAAAAAAACAGUAAAACGAUGUCGAAUAUGUAAAAAGAAUGGACUAGACUUUCUUGUGGAAAAAAUAAGUGAUUUCAUGUGUUGAAAAAACAAACUUGAAUAUUAUCAACACGGUGACUGACACAGGACAUCAUGUAAUAGCUGCAAGUUGUAUAAUUAAUUUAUAAAUGAUUUUAAAAAAAAGUCUAAGUCUGGGGCCCUCAUCUAAAAUCUACACGCCAAAUAUUAUAUAACCGUAUACAUUUAAUUGUCUUUUUUCAGCCUACACUCAUAGUGCCUAUUUGUGUUCAAAAUGAAAUUAUAUCUGAAUGUAUUUGUUGAGUAAAUAAGUAUAAUCUUAUCAAAUUUAAAUACCUACAAGUUGAAAUUGAGUUUGAAAAAACUUGAAUUUAUAAUCAAUAACUAUUGUCAAUUACAUAAUAAAUAAAGUAGGUACCUACAUAUCUUUUUAAUACAUUGUAGUAGUGUCAAAAAAGCAAUAAUUACAACGUAAUAUUUUCUAUUUAUAAAUACAUACUGAACACAACAGUAUUAUUAUCUUCUGUAUGCAUAUAAAGUGCUUUCUUUUAUUUAAAUAUUUUUUUUUAUAAGUUUAUGAAACAAAUGGAAGGGACAAUCAUCAAGUAAAACAAUACAUACCUGAUCAAGAUCAACCAACAUAAUCAUUAUUAUUCAUUGUAUGUAUGACCUUCAGUGCCGGCGGAAGGCAUGUGCAACCUGUGCGACCGCACAGGGCGGCAUUAUUUAUAAAUAAAAAUAUAUAAAUUAUAAUAUAAGGGCGGCAUAUUAUAGGUAAUUGGCUCAGGGCAGCGAAAAACCUAACGCCGGCACUGAUGACCUUGUUGGUUAUAUCAAUAUUGACCUAACAAAUCAUUUGUAAUAAUCUAUUUAGUACUCAAAAUAAUAAAAUAUUAAUUAUUCAUGUUUAUUAAGGAUAUUAUAUAUAAAAAAAUAAAUGAAUAAAAAAAUUUGUACUCCAUAAUCAACCCAUAGAUAGGACAGACACACACAGAGUUGCGCUUUAUAAAUAUCAUAAUUAUCAAAAAUUGAUGUGCCCGCUUUGUUAAAUGAAUUAUCGUUCCAACGACCAACACCUCGCCCUGCCCUUGAAAUUCUUAAAAGUAGAUAUAUUUUUUUAUUAUUAAAUAAUUAACUAUUAUAUGAAUUAAAUAUUAUAAUGAGUGCUAUUGGACAAUCUGGAAUGGAGUCUUGUCGAUAAUGGAUAUAAUAUGUUUGUUUCGAGACGUUGGAACGAUGUUUGUGUGUGUGGGGGGGGGGAUGUUGACACAGAGGGAUGGAGUACCCCAACUAAUUUUUCAUAAAUUGUAGGCUACCUCUUUUUUAAUUUUUAAGGAAAACACUCGGGAUGCUUCAUUUUACAUUUUUGUCAAUGAUUCAUUAGACGACCUACGAUGAUAUUUCGUGCAUUUUGAUAAAAAUGCAAAAGAAGCAUCCCGAGUGUUUCCCAUAAAAAAUAAAAAUAGAGGUACCCGACUAUUUUUGAAACAUUAGUUUGGGUACUCCAACCCUCUCUGUAAAUCCCUCCCCCCUCCGAACGGUUAAACACCUCGCAAUAAACAUAUUAUAUCCGGUAUUGACAAGACUCCAUUCCAGAUUGUCCAAUAGCACUCAUUAUAAUAUUUAAUUUAUAUAACAGUUAAUUAUUUAAUAAUAAAAUUAUAUUUCUACUUUUAAGAAUUUCAAGGGCAGGGCGAGGUGUUGGAACGAUAAUUCAUCUAACAAAGCGGGUACAUCAAUUUUUGAUAACUAUGAUAUUUAUAAAGCACAACUCUGUGUAUGUCUGUCCUAUCUAUGGGUUGAUCAUUGAGUACAAAUUUUUUUAUUGAUUUAUAUUUUUAUAUAUAAUAUCGUUAAUAAACGUGAAUAAUUAAUAUUUUAAUAUUUUGAGUACUAAAUAGAUUAUUACAAAUGAUUUGUUAGGUCAAUAUUGAUAUGACCAACAAGGUCAUACAUACAAUGAAUAAUAAUGAUGUUGGUUGAUCUUGAUCAGGUAUGUAUUGUUUUACUUGAUGGUUGUCCCUUCCAUAUUAUUUUAUCAACUUAUAAAAAAAUAUUUAAAUAAAAGAAGGUACUUUAUAUGCAUACAGAAGAUAAUAAUACUUUUGUAAUCAGUAUGUAUUUAUAAGUAGAAAAUAUUAUGUUGUAAAUAUUGUUUUUUUUUUGACACUACUACAAUGUAUUAAAAAGAUAUGUAGGUACCUACUUAAGUUAUUGUGUAAUUGACAAUUGUUAUUGAUUAUAAAUUCAAGUUUUUUCAAACUCAAUUUCAACUUGUAGGUAUUUAAAUUUAAUAAGAUUAUACUUAUUUACUCAACAUAUACAUUCAGAUAUAAUUUUAUUUUGAACACAAAUAGAAACUAUUUAACUAGAUUAUAUUUAUUAUUAUUUAAUAGUUACUUGUAAUUUUUUUUAUUUCUCCAUUAACAAAUAUUAGAUAUUAUUAUACAUAAAAGUACUGUAAAUACUAAAUUGGUAAAUGAAAAUGUAAAAACUUUUAUUAACCACAUUAUUAAUUUUUAAUAGUGUAUUUAUAGAAAAAGCAUUUUAGUAAACCAUAUUAUUGUUGACUGGGUUACCAGCAAUUAGGCAAGAUGAGCUAACAAGAAAAUCUUUAGAAGCUGCUCAAAAUAUGGACUAGUUAUGAGUGUUAGUUCAUAAUUUAAUUUUUUUGAUGAUAAUAUAUAAUUAGUACAAAAUAUAGUUGAAUCAAAUCAUUAUACUGUACAGUAGCUGUAGCUGUAAACUAACAUUAGAAAUCCUAAAACAUAGUAGGCUGAUACCUUACCUAUACGGGCGCUGCUAUGAACUCAAUACCUAUAGAAUAAUAUAGAAUAUAGAUCAUGUGUGAAGUCUACCCGAUUAAAUCUUUUAUAACAAACUAAUGACUGCGAUUGACAAAAAAUAUUUUAUUCUUUGAUAAGAUAUUUGACAUUGAAUAUGAACUACGAAUCGAGUAAGAUUAAAAUUAAAAAAUGCAAAUUUGUUAGUAGGUACAUAAUGUCAAAAUGGUGUAUAAUUUAAAUUAAACAAAAUAUUCUUUUUACAACAUAUAACUGAGCAUCUAGCAAGGUAUUAAAUAGGUACUAUAAUAGAUGUAAGUUUACUGUGGAUUUUCUCAUCAGUAGGAAAUUUAGUAAUUCGGAAAUUCGGAAACACGUGCAAACUUAAAAAGUUAAAACGAUUAAUUGUGAGUUUAGAAAUUAGAGGCGGUACUGCGAUAGAAAAAUUGAACGAUGGUAACAAAAGUAAAAUAACGCGGACAAUAAGACAGUAAGUAGUGAAUAGUGAUAACUGAUAAACACGAUGUAGAGAUACAUUAUUAAUCUAAGACCGUGAGAUACAUCGUGCUGAAAAAGAUAACAUCGUAACUUCGACAGUUGGACCAAUAUUAUAAGUUAUCUAUAGUCUAGUAUAGAAGUCCGUAUUAUUGGUCCUUGCCAAUAAUGAGUAGCGAUACCAUCAAUACAGUGAUACCAUAGAACGUGUAUCUAUCUUUUAUCGUUUUUAAUAUUCGUUUUUCUAUAACUAAUACCUAUUAUCAUAGAUCAGAUCAUUAGACAUUUAGACACUAGCAUAUUAUUUUGUUCAUUUAUCGAUGGAUCUUAGAAACCAAACUCCUAAAGAACUUGAUUGAAGAUCUAUAAUAAAAACCGAACAAUCUAAUGAUAUUUUUUUUUUUUAAACACUCUUGUUGUUUAAUUUGGCAACAUUGUACGGAGGACGCCCACUCUAACGUUCAUAGUGAUCACAUAUUUCUCAUAGUACCUAUAAUUAUGUCUUAAUACUAAUUUAUAGUAGUUAUUGUAAAAAAUAAAACAUUGUGUGGAGAAUUGUAUUAUUAUUAUUAAAUAAUAAACACUGUGCUAAUAUUAUAAAAUGAAUCUUAAGUGUUGUGUUUGCUCUUGUCAGCAAGGCAAGUCGUCGCAUAUCCAAUUGUUCCCGUUUCCAAAAAAUCUCAUCCUUAAGAGAAAAUGGUUAAUUGCUUUGAACAAAUCAUUUAUACCAAGAAGACAUCAUAGGAUAUGUUUAAGACAUUUUGAAAAAAAAAGUUAUGUGAAAAUAGAUGGUUUUAUUGUAUUGAAGAAAAAUGCUAUUCCAUGGUAUACCCAUAGAUUUGAAUCUGUAAGUGUAGACGAUACGGAGAUAGAGAACUUCAUCAGAACAAUUGUAACUGAAGACUGGAUUGUUAAAAAAUUAUGCAUAUCAUUUAAAGGUAUAACAAAUUUAAAUGAGGAUACUAAAUUAACAUUACGGCCUUUAAUCGAACGGGGUGCAUCUAUAUUAAUCUGUUCUAAGUAUUUUAAAGACUUAUUGGAUGAUAUAAAAAAUAAUAACAUUCCAAAUUAAAUUAAACUACGACUUUGUUAAACUUAAUCGGCAUGAUUAAUUUAAAGAUAUCAUAACAUUUAUUGUUUUUAUAAUUUAAAUUCUAAGUAAUCAAAUUAAUUUUUAAUUUUUUUAAUACUUUUCAACUACAUUAUACUACUCUUGGAAGUGAAUGCAAUAAAGCAAGACAUUAUUUUACAAA
Messenger RNA from Aphis gossypii (cotton aphid), 6650 nucleotides. RefSeq names its product coiled-coil domain-containing protein 81-like. Gene Ontology annotation, cellular component: centrosome. NCBI's taxonomy places the organism in Eukaryota, Metazoa, Arthropoda, Insecta, Hemiptera, Aphididae. The transcript is spliced from 15 exons. The record is from RefSeq and is a predicted model, not a curated record. Bases 90 to 2186 code for a protein of 698 amino acids.